AAAAGAAGAACAAGAAGAACAACGUGAAAAGGAGGCGAGGAUUGAAAUGAAAAUGAUCCUCAAAACUAUUAAACCUAAUGACAAUUUGGAUGAUAAUGAAAUGUUUAAUAGUCCAAAAAAUGUUGAAAUUCGCAGUAGAUUAAUUCCCGAACUUCGAAGGGCGAUGUUUCCGAAUUAUAAACCUUCAGUAGCACAAUUGACUAACUGGUUUAGCGCCCUCUAUAAGUCGUUAAGAUCACAAACACAACUGAAAAAAAGUGGAAAAAGCGACGAGGACAGUCGCAGAGUUCACAACAACAGUCGCGUACAAAAUAAAAAAUUGCGUCGAAUUAAGGCUGCAAAGGAUCUUUAUAGGAAAAGUGAUGAAAGAAUAAUUGGUUAUGAAAAACACCAAUUAUUAAAAAUGUUGGCAAAUCGAUCUUACCACUCGCUGGAAAUCAAUAUUCAAAUGGCAAAAUUACAACGACCUCGCCAGUAUGAUGAUGAAGUUCAACACUUUGACCGAAUACACCCUGAAGAUGCUCCACAAUGGUCAUAUGUCAAGCAAGAGGAUUUUAUAUAUGAUACAGAAAUCGAUAGAAGUGGUUUCGACGAAGAUGAAGACUAUGGUGAAGAAACGGAAGAGGUGUUAAUCGAUAGUCAAAAAAGUGCAGCCAGUGAUGAUUUAGCUGAAUGAAGCUGGACUAUCGAUUACA
Molecule: messenger RNA, 695 nt
Organism: Rhizophagus irregularis DAOM 181602=DAOM 197198
Lineage: Eukaryota; Fungi; Glomeromycota; Glomeromycetes; Glomerales; Glomeraceae
Source: RefSeq, a predicted model, not a curated record